AUGUGUAACCCACCCCUCCCCAUAGCUGACAGCUUUGACCUCUGUACAGACUGGUCAGUGGAUUACCUGAAGUACCGUGUGCUGCAGGGAGAGCCGGUGAGGCUGAAGUGUGCCCUGUUCUACGGCUACAUCCGGGCCAACUACAGCCAGGCUCAGAGCGUGGGCCUCAGCCUCAUGUGGUACCGCAGCACUGGCCUGGGCCACGGAGACUUCGAGGAGCCCAUCUCCUUCAACGGCGUGCGCAUGAGCAAGGAGGAGGACGCCAUCUGGUUCAGACCGGCCGACCUCCAGGACGUGGGCCUCUACUCCUGCGUUCUACGGUCAGACAUGGCCUGCGGAUCACAGCGCGCAUCCCAGGGAGUGGCCCAGGCCAAACUAAUCAAAGGCAGAUCAGUGGAGUGUCGUCCUAAGCAGUGGCGGGCCUCCAUCCUCCAGGGAAGAGACACUCUGUCCAUCAGAGAGGUCAAAGAGGACGACAUCGGCAACUACACCUGCGAGGUCACCUUCGGGGGCUUCGUGGUACACAGGACCACUGAGCUCACCGUCACAGCUCCUCUGACUGACAAGCCACCAAAGAUCCUUUAUCCUUCUGAGAACAAGAUCAGCAACAUGGAGCUACAGCUAGGAAGUGCCCUGAACCUGACGUGCAGAGCUUUCUUUGGCUACGCAGGGGACGCCAGUCCGCUAGUCUACUGGAUGAAGGGAGAGAAGUUCAUCGAGGACCUGGAUGAGGAGAGAAUCGAAGAGAGCGAAAUCAAGGUGGUCCGGGAGCACCUGGGGGAACAGGAAGUGGCCAUCUCCUUAACGAUCCACUCGGUGGAGGAGGGGGACCUGGGAAACUACUCCUGCUACGUAGAGAACGGCAACGGGAGACGGCAGGCCAGCAUCCAACUCUCCAGAAGAGGAGACACUCGCAGCGACACCUGGAUGGAGGACCCUGACCAGUGGAGGCAGGAACCAAGAGAAGGAGCGCUUUGCCCUGGAAUCCUCCCUGACGCUGAGAAACACUACGGCUACAAACUCUUCAUCCCAGACAGAGACCUCAUCCCCACGGGAAGUCUGGCCAAUGAGCUUUACCAGGAUGACACAAGACUUCUUAGAGCCUACAUCGAAGACGUGGCGCGCUGUGUGGACCAAUCCAAGCGCCUCAUCAUCGUCAUGACGCCCAACUACGUGGUGCGGCGGGGGUGGAGCAUCUUYGAGCUGGAGACACGCCUCCGCAACAUGCUGGUCACCGGGGAGAUCAAGGUGAUUCUGAUCGAGUGUGCCGAGCUGCGUGGCAUCAUGAACUACCAAGAGGUGGAGGCCCUCAAACACACCAUCAAGACCCUCACUGUCAUCAAGUGGCAUGGCCCCAAGAGCAACAAGCUCAGCUCCAAGUUCUGGAAGCAGCUGCAGUAUGAGAUGCCCUUCCGCCGCACCGAGCCAAUGCUGAGCCACGAGCCAGCGCUGGAUGUAAGCGAGCAGGGCCCCUUUGGCGAGCUCCAGACCGUCUCCGCCAUCUCCAUGGCAGCCGCCACCUCCACCGCCAUGGCCACGGCGCACCCGGACCUCCGCUCGUCCUUCCACAACUCSUACCACACCACCAUGCGGCAGAAACACUACUACCGCAGCUACGAGUACGACCUGCCGCCGGGGGGCACGCUGCCGCCGCUGUCAUCACUAGGCAACCAACACACCUACUGCAACAUCCCGCUGACGCUGCUGAAUGGACAGAGGCCGCCGGCGGGGAAGAGCCGCGAGCACAGUCUGGAGGAGGAGCACACUAACCACGCCAUGCUGCCGCUGUUGCCCAGGGAGACCAGCAUCUCCAGCGUCAUCUGGUGACCGGGACAGGAUAGAACCAUGCGACACUAGCGGUCUGGUCUGGUCUGGUUUGGGUUGGAUCACUUUGGAUCGGUUUGGUGGCGUAGUCACGCUUCUAUGAGCCAGUUCUGAUUGGCUACUGUAGCUAUAGCUGAGAGAUUGUGACGAGUUUGGGUUGGAAUGGACCCCUGUCAACAGGCAAGACAGGGUCAGGACAGGUUUGGAUUUAACGUGGCCCUCAUGUACACAGAGGAGAAGUUCUUCACCCGAGGAUUAAAGAUUCAGACUGACAACAACAAACUGUUUGAUCAAGAGACAACAGAGUUUGAUCAAAUUGAACUCGUGAAUACAAAAUAAAAGAACCCAUACUUUGGCACUUGUGCACUUGCACACACACAAACACACACAUACACUCACACACACUAAAGGAAAACAGGGUCUUGUACAUAUAUUUCCAAUUUAUUUGUAGCAUCAGUGUCUUCCUGUUUUUUGUUCAUAUGUUGUUUUUUAUUCAAUCAUGUGUGUUGCCUUCUCUACUUUAAGACUUUGCUUUAACUUGUCACACAGAUUUAUAUAUUUCUAUUUUUUCUGUUUUUUCUUUGUUAAAAUGUUUUUUUUUGUUUUUUUUAUAUGCUUAUGAAGAAAGCCAGUAUGUCAUGUAUCUGCGCUGUUGUGUUUUCUAUCUUGACUUUGUGUAGUUUAAGAUAUAUAUUAUUUUUUUUUACUCUUUUGGGGAAUUGCUUGGACAUUGCAACGUUUUACUUCAAGGAGCAACAUCUUAUUUUUGUUGACCUGUAUAAGGUGUAUAUCUAGUUUUAAAAACACUCUUUAAAAAAUCAUAGAAUAUGCAAAAAGAAGGAGGAGCUACCGGUGAUGUUGAUGUAACUUCCUGUGGGCCAGAGGAAGGGGAGAAGUUAGAGAGUCGUGCUAGUCUUCUCCAGUCAGUCUGUCAGUCAGUCAGAGUUUCAUAUUUUCUAUAAAAACAAACAGCCUUGCUGUUUUAGCGUGAUAGUGUAAUGCCUCACCUUAAAAAUAAAUCUGUAGAUUAUUUUAAAAAUAAGUAUAUUUUUAUAACAAAAAGAGUUUGCUUGAGAAGUCAUACUUAUUUACGUUUCAUCUGACAUUUAGGGGGAGGUAUGCAGUGUGUGUAAUGCAGGUUUUGUACACUACUUUACUAUAUGGGUCAUGGUUUGUUAAGACAAUUAGAUGGAUUUUGAGUCCCUCAUGAAAAUAUUCUUAGAUUCAAAAAGUAAAUGCAUUUUCAAUGUUUUGGUUGAGUUGUUGAAGUAUUCUUUCCAUCCUGAGAAUCCUUUGUUUUCAAUCCAUAGGAUAGGUCAUGUUUAAAGAAAGAAGAAGCGUAAGUUUGUGMUUUGGAAUACGUUUUUUAUUAUAUUUGAAGGUGUAAUUUCUGAGUAUGCAUAGCAAAUAGAUAUGUAUUCUAUAUAUGAUAUAGAUAUUUAUAUAAAUAUAUAUAUAUAUAAACACGAUUUUCACUUGGAAAGAAAUGUCUAUCUUUAUAGAAACACAAUCAUACUUAUCAGUUGCCCUUACUUUCUCACUGCACAUUAAAAACAUUGAUCUCC
Salvelinus sp. IW2-2015 is the source of this 3389-nucleotide messenger RNA. NCBI's taxonomy places the organism in Eukaryota, Metazoa, Chordata, Actinopteri, Salmoniformes, Salmonidae. The record is from RefSeq and is a predicted model, not a curated record.